GUAAAAAGCUCUGCAAUAUCUUUAAAAUAUGAUAAUCAUCCCUCGGGCAAUCAAUAAUUCCCUGCAGAAAGAGACGGGAAUCAAGUUGGCAUCCGCAYCAAAGGUCGAUUCUACGAAUGGGGAUUAAAGAUCACUAACCAUCAAACAGAAUUUAUUAGAGUAUCAAGAAGUCUAAAGCACACAUCGUUCCCGCCAUAAAACACUCACCUGCGCCUUGUAAGCGAGACAAACCUUAGUAACAUCACUUCAAAAAGUAUGAAGAAUCUCAUGGUAUUGUUCCUAUGGCUAGUUUUAUUCAUUUCAGCUAUCAAUUGUUUAAACUCAACAACGAACAGCCUUGUAUUUCCUACAGAUGACGGCAAAACCGAGACUGUCGACGUUUAUAAUUCCCAGCAAGAUGAUGAUGAGCUGCGACUGGUCAAAGAUCUAUUUGAGAGUGGUUACGAUAAAAAUGUCAGACCAGUCUCAGAUAAAAAUCUACCAGUCGAAGUAAAGUUUGGCAUAGCAUAUACGCAGAUUGUAGACUUGAUCGAGAAAGACCAAGUCCUAGAGAGCAACAUAUGGGUUAGAAUGAGCUGGAAAAAUCAUCUUUUACGAUGGAAUGCUACAGCAUAUGGCGGUAUUAAAGCAAUCAACAUUACACCCUUAAAGAUGUGGCUACCGGACAUAGUGCUGCACAACAAUGCCGAGGAGAAUUUGCCCAGCGGUACUCUCUAUCAGUUCAAGACUAAGGUGAUGUUAACGAGUGAUGGCAAAUGUACGUGGUACGCGCCCACGAUACUUCGCAGCGGUUGUAACAUCGAUAUUACGUACUUCCCGUUCGAUGACCAGCUUUGUGAGCUCAAGUUUGGUUCKUGGACGUUUAACGGCUUUCAAGUGAAUAUCGUYCAGAUGAGAGAAGACGCUGAUCUGGGUUUUUAYAUGGAGAGUUCUGAGUUUAAACUCAUCUCGGCUAAGGCUAAGCGAAACGUCGUCAAAUACAGUUGCUGCCCUGAGCCAUAUCCUGAUAUCACGUUCUACAUUCAUCUUCGUCGCGAUCCUGUAUUUUAUCUCUUCAACGUCAUCAUACCCUGUAUGGUACUGACCAUGCUCAGUGUUAUGACCUUCAUGCUCCCCCCUGAAUUUGGCGAGAGAAUCACACUAGUGAUUGAAUCGUUCUUUGCAAUGGCAGUGAUUUUACUCAACAUAUCUGACUCGAUCCCCGUCACCUCUGAUGCCACGCCUAUCCUGAUGCAUCUUCUGAUGAGUGCUAUGUUUCUAAUUGGAGGGUGCCUUGUGGCUAAUGCCAUUGCYUUAAACUUGUACAAGACCUGUGAGGUUCCAGAAUGGGUACGUGUAGUGAUACUUCAUUAUCUCAGCCGYUGUCUGUUCAUGGGAUCYAAAGCGUCAACGGACGACGUGGAGUUUCCAGCCAAUAAUGAGGUCAAAGUAGAAGAUCUUCGAUCGAAACAGCAAAAGCUUGCAGGUACAAAGCUAUACCAUGGUCCACUUUACAGCCCACUCCAAGGAUCUCCUAAAUUAACACAUAACCUUGAUGGUCUUGGUCGUAAAAGACCCUUGUACGCGGACCCCCUGGAUUCCUACAUGUUCUCAAGAAUUGCUGAUGGAUUUACUGCUCUUGCUCAGCAGUCUGAUCGAGAAGAUGAGRGCGACAUMGAUMGGGAGUUUUGGUCAUAUGUGUGUAUGGUUGUUGAUCGUAUCUUUUUUAUUGUGUUCUUUUUUAUGUUUACUGGGUCGUAUGUUAAAGUAUUUAGUGAGGUGCCUUCACAUUAUGAUUUCCCGCUGUAGAACSGUCUACAGUUUAAUUCAUUUGAAUCCAAUGGAAUUCAUCGUGUGAGGCUGCCUUGGCAUAGGGACCAAGAUAUKUAGACAMAUUUUCCUUCUGUCUUAUCCAUUCUGUUCUUUUCUUUCGAAUUCGUUUCUCAUUUUUCACUUAAUCUACUUGUUACCUUUCUUUUCUUUCCUGUUCUCUUUUCCAUUCUGUGUCAUUUUUUCUGUCUUAAUUUUCUUCCUUGUUUUCAUUCAUCUUUGCUUGUUUUCCCUUUUAUUUCCCUGCAUUCGUUCCUUUGUUUUCUUUGUUCUUCACAUUGGUCCAUAAAGAGUCAUUUACUUUGAAGAAUUAGGAAAUAUUUGCAUGAGAUAUUAUUUUAACUCGACCCUAUAUACGGGUUGUUCGGMGUCUGCUGAUAAAUAUGAACGAACGAGUUAGUACAACCCACAUUUAAUGAAAGCCGAUAACCCGUGAAACAAAGGUGACUUGAGUAGAUAUUAGAUUAUUACUCUGAGUAGUCCACUUUUGAUUUUGUUUCACGGGUUGAGGUCUUCRUGCUUCUUGUAACCACCACAGUGAUUUUCCGUCGUCUUUUAAAGAAAAAACAACCAAGAUAAGAGGUAGCAGUAGACACUCUUUUGCUCUUAGUCAAACAGGGCAAAAUGGAUAGAUUGUUUUUUACUGAACUGUGAAAUAGACAAUAAAAUCUUCAGGUUUUCUUAGUUAGAAUACGACUAUUCGGAAACACUUACUAUUAGUAAUUGAUUCGCGGUUCAGUAAAAGCACCCUAGACGACUGAAAAUCACUCUAAUAUAACUUAGGUAUAACAGAAUGAGGCCCCUUAACCCCUAAAUAUUUAUUCGACUGGUAUUUGUCUUACUGGUCGUUAUAUAGAGUGAAGUCAAAAACCCGUGAAAUAGAUAUUACAAUAAUACACCUAAGGCGUUCUGAUUGAAUUUUUUGCAUUGUUCUAUCAAAGUGAAAUAGUUAAAUUUUGUUUCACGGGUUAAUGACUUCACUCUACACUACACGUACUUACUCCGUGAAACAAGAAUUACUGCUCUAUAUGUUGUUGAUUUGACAAUGGAGAACAAAGGAAUUACCAUAAUUUAGCGCCUAUCUACUAGCGCCUAUAAACUAUUUAUGUUUCACGGAUUUAGGCUCGUGUACAUAGUCAUUUUUAUUAAGAAAUGAAAACAAACAAUCGUUUCCGUGUGCAUAAAUAUCAAUAGAGUAUUGUUCUGACUAUUUGACUAUUACGUCUUGACUGAAUUCGUUUCACAGGUUUAUGUCCACUCAGUAUUAGUUUACGUAAGAUUUAAGUACAUGCACUUAAUCCGUGAAACGAAUUGCUGUACACUACUAAAUAGUGUGAUUAGACAAUAAGAAAAAAACAAGAUAUUAGCAUAAUUUAGAACCAAUUAUACUGUUCAUGCUUCACGGGUUAAGUACGUGCACUUAUAGACUGUACAUUACGUAUUACGUUACGUAUUACGCUGGGCAUUAUGAAGCCUUGUCACGUGCUCGUUCGCGAAUCUCAUGCUUUGAUUCAAGUAAAGUUUCUUUAUCUUCAAAA
Molecule: messenger RNA, 3347 nt
Organism: Exaiptasia diaphana
Lineage: Eukaryota; Metazoa; Cnidaria; Anthozoa; Actiniaria; Aiptasiidae
Product: neuronal acetylcholine receptor subunit alpha-10
Exons: 10
Coding region: 256-1788 (510 amino acids)
Biological process (GO): signal transduction; regulation of membrane potential; chemical synaptic transmission
Cellular component (GO): postsynaptic membrane; neuron projection; synapse
Molecular function (GO): transmembrane signaling receptor activity; acetylcholine-gated monoatomic cation-selective channel activity
Source: RefSeq, a predicted model, not a curated record